Messenger RNA from Perognathus longimembris pacificus (Pacific pocket mouse), 7009 nucleotides. RefSeq names its product ubiquitin specific peptidase 47 (gene Usp47). NCBI's taxonomy places the organism in Eukaryota, Metazoa, Chordata, Mammalia, Rodentia, Heteromyidae. Gene Ontology annotation, cellular component: nucleus; cytosol. Gene Ontology annotation, molecular function: cysteine-type deubiquitinase activity; cysteine-type endopeptidase activity. The transcript is spliced from 29 exons. Gene Ontology annotation, biological process: protein deubiquitination. The record is from RefSeq and is a predicted model, not a curated record. The coding region runs from base 96 to 4223 and encodes 1375 amino acids.
GAGUGCCGUCGCUAUUUUCUCCUAGGAGAGCCGCCGCCACCCUCCCCCCCUCCCCCCUCCCGGCUGGGCGGUGUGGAGCGGCCGGAGUCUGAGCGAUGGUGCCCGGCGAGGAGAACCAGCUCGUCCCGAAAGAGGAUGUGUUUUGGAGAUGCAGACAAAAUAUCUUUGAUGAAAUGAAGAAGAAAUUUUUACAGAUAGAAAAUGCUGCCGAAGAACCUAGAGUCUUAUGUAUAAUACAAGAUACUACGAACUCAAAAACAGUGAAUGAACGGAUCACUUUAAAUUUACCAGCAUCUACUCUAGUCAGAAAACUCUUUGAAGAUGUGGCCAACAAAGUAGGCUACAUAAAUGGAACCUUUGAUUUGGCAUGGGGAAAUGGAAUCAACACUGCUGAUAUGGUACCACUGGAUCAUACCAGUGACAAGUCUCUUCUUGAUGCUAAUUUUGAGCCAGGAAAGAAGAACUAUCUGCAUUUGACAGAUAAAGAUGGUGAACAACCCCAAAUACUGCUGGAGGACUCCAGUAAUGUGGAUGACAGUGUUCAUGACAGGUUUGUAGGUCCACUCCCAAGAGAAGGUUCUGUGGGCUCCAGCAGUGAUUAUGUCAGCCAAAGCUACUCCUAUUCAUCAAUUUUGAACAAAUCAGAAACUGGAUAUGUGGGAUUAGUAAACCAGGCAAUGACUUGCUAUUUGAAUAGCCUUUUGCAAACGCUUUUUAUGACUCCUGAAUUUAGGAAUGCAUUAUAUAAAUGGGAAUUCGAAGAAUCUGAAGAAGAUCCAGUGACUAGUAUUCCAUACCAACUCCAAAGACUUUUUGUUUUAUUACAAACCAGCAAAAAGAGAGCAAUUGAAACCACGGAUGUUACAAGGAGCUUUGGAUGGGAUAGUAGUGAGGCUUGGCAACAGCAUGAUGUACAAGAACUGUGCCGAGUCAUGUUUGAUGCUUUGGAACAGAAAUGGAAACAAACAGAGCAGGCUGAUCUCAUAAAUGAACUGUAUCAAGGCAAACUAAAGGACUAUGUGAGAUGUCUGGAAUGUGGAUAUGAGGGCUGGAGAAUCGACACCUAUCUUGACAUCCCAUUGGUCAUCCGACCUUAUGGCUCUAGUCAAGCAUUUGCUAGUGUGGAAGAAGCAUUACAUGCAUUUAUUCAGCCAGAGAUUCUAGAUGGCCCAAAUCAGUAUUUUUGUGAACGGUGUAAGAAGAAGUGUGAUGCUCGAAAGGGCCUUCGGUUUUUGCAUUUUCCUUAUUUACUGACUUUACAGUUGAAACGGUUUGAUUUUGAUUAUACAACCAUGCACAGGAUUAAAUUGAAUGAUCGAAUGACAUUUCCUGAGGAGCUAGAUAUGAGUACAUUUAUUGAUGUUGAAGAUGAGAAAUCUCCUCAGACUGAAAGUUGCACGGAUAGUGGAGCUGAAAAUGAAGGUAGUUGUCACAGUGAUCAGAUGAGCAAUGAUUUUUCCAAUGAUGAUGGUGUAGAUGAAGGAAUCUGCCUUGAGAGCAAUAGUGCAACAGAAAAGAUUUCUAAACCUGGACUUGAAAAGAAUUCCUUGAUCUAUGAGCUCUUCUCUGUUAUGGUUCAUUCGGGGAGUGCUGCUGGUGGUCAUUAUUAUGCCUGUAUAAAGUCAUUUAAUGAUGAUCAAUGGUACAGCUUCAAUGAUCAACAUGUCAGCAGGAUAACACAAGAGGACAUUAAGAAGACACAUGGUGGAUCAUCAGGAAGCAGAGGAUAUUAUUCCAGUGCUUUUGCAAGCUCUACAAAUGCAUAUAUGCUGAUAUAUAGACUGAAGGAUCCAACACGAAAUGCAAAAUUUCUAGAAGUGGAUGAAUAUCCAGAACAUAUAAAAAACUUGGUGCAGAGAGAAAGAGAAUUGGAAGAACAAGAAAAGAGGCAACGGGAAAUUGAGCGUAAUACAUGCAAGAUAAAAUUAUUCUGUUUGCAUCCUGUGAAGCAAGUAAUGAUGGAAAAUAAAUUGGAGGUUCACAAGGAUAAAACAUUAAAGGAAGCAGUAGAAAUAGCUUAUAAGAUGAUGGAUUUAGAAGAAGUAAUACCUUUGGAUUGUUGUCGCCUUGUUAAGUAUGAUGAGUUCCAUGAUUAUCUGGAACGAUCAUAUGAAGGAGAAGAAGAUACCCCAAUGGGACUUCUCCUAGGUGGAGUCAAGUCAACAUACAUGUUUGAUCUUCUGUUAGAGACAAGAAAGCCUGAUCAAGUUUUUCAGUCUUACAAACCUGGAGAAGUGAUGGUGAAAGUUCAUGCUGUUGAUCUGAAGGCAGAGACUGUAGAUGCUCCUAUAACUGUCCGGGCUUAUUUAAAUCAAACAGUUUCUGAGUUCAAACAACUGAUUUCAAAGGUUGUUCAUUUACCUAUUGAAACAAUGAGAAUAGUGCUGGAACGUUGCUAUAAUGAUUUACGUCUUCUCGGUGUACCCAGUAAAACCUUGAAAGCUGAAGGUUUCUUUAGAAGUAACAAGGUGUUUGUUGAAAGUUCUGAGACCUUGGAUUACCAAGUGGCCUUUACAGAUUCUCAUUUAUGGAAACUCUUGGAUCGACAUGCAAAUACAAUCAGGUUAUUUGUUUUGCUACCUGAGCAGUCCCCAGGAUCGUACUCUAAAAGGACAGCAUACCAGAAAGCUGGAGGGGAUUCUGGAAAUGUGGAUGAUGACUGUGAAAGAGUGAAAGGACCUGUAGGAAGCUUAAAGUCUGUGGAAGCUAUUCUAGAAGAAAGCACUGAAAAGCUCAAAAGCUUGUCUCUGCAGCAGCAACAGGAUGGAGACAAUGGGGACAGCAGCAAAAGCACUGAGACAAGUGACUUUGAGAACAUUGAAUCACCUCUCAAUGAGAGGGACUCUUCAACGUCUGUGGAUAACAGAGAACUGGAGCAGCACAUUCAGACUUCUGACCCAGAAAAUUUUCAGUCUGAAGAACGAUCAGACUCAGAUGUGAAUAAUGACAGGAGUACAAGUUCAGUGGACAGUGAUAUCCUUAGUUCCAGCCAUAGCAGUGAUACUUUGUGCAAUGCAGAUAGCGCUCAGAUCCCUUUGGCUAAUGGUCUUGAUUCUCACAGUAUCACAAGUAGUAGAAGAACUAAAGCAAAUGAAGGAAAAAAGGAGACAUGGGAUACAGCAGAAGAAGACUCUGGUACUGAUAGUGAAUAUGAUGAGAGUGGCAAGAGUAGGGGAGAAAUGCAGUACAUGUAUUUCAAAGCAGAUCCUUAUGCUGCAGACGAAGGUUCUGGGGAAGGACACAAAUGGUUGAUGGUGCAUGUUGAUAAAAGAAUUACUCUGGCAGCUUUCAAGCAACAGUUAGAGCCCUUUGUUGGAGUUUUAUCCUCUCACUUCAAGGUCUUUCGAGUGUAUGCCAGCAACCAAGAGUUUGAGAGCGUCCGACUGAAUGAAACACUUUCAUCAUUUUCAGAUGACAAUAAGAUCACAAUUAGACUGGGGAGAGCACUUAAAAAAGGAGAAUACAGAGUUAAAGUGUACCAGCUUCUAGUUAAUGAACAAGAGCCAUGCAAGUUUCUGCUAGAUGCUGUUUUUGCUAAAGGAAUGACUGUACGGCAAUCAAAAGAGGAAUUAGUUCCUCAACUCAGGGAGCAAUGUGGCUUAGAGCUCAGUAUUGACAGGUUUCGUCUAAGAAAAAAAACAUGGAAGAAUCCUGGCACUGUCUUUUUGGAUUAUCAUAUUUAUGAAGAAGAUAUUAAUAUUUCCAGCAACUGGGAAGUUUUCCUUGAAGUUCUUGAUGGGGUAGAGAAGAUGAAGUCCAUGUCACAGCUUGCCCUUUUAUCACGACGGUGGAGGCCUUCAGAGAUGAAGUUGGAUCCCUUCCAGGAGGUUGUGUUGGAGAGCAGUAGUGUUGAUGAAUUAAGAGAGAAGCUGACUGAAAUCAGUGGAAUUCCUUUGGAAGAUCUAGAAUUUGCCAAGGGUAGAGGAACUUUUCCUUGUGAUAUUUCUGUCCUAGAUAUUCAUCAGGAUUUGGAUUGGAAUCCUAAAGUUUCUACCCUGAAUGUCUGGCCUCUUUAUAUCUGUGAUGACGGUGCAGUCAUAUUUUACAGAGAUAAAACAGAAGAAAUAAUGGAGUUGACAGAGGAGCAACGAAAUGAACUGAUGAAGAAAGAAAGCAGUCGACUCCAGAAGACUGGACAUCGUGUGACAUACUCACCUCGGAAAGAGAAAGCACUAAAAAUAUAUCUGGAUGGAGCGCCAAAUAAAGACUUGACUCAAGACUGACUCUGUUAGUUUAGCAUUUUCAUGGGGGAUUUGUGGUUUUAAUUAGAUGGUUCACUACUACUGUGUAGUGCCAUUAUGGCCGGACAUGGUUGGGAUAACCCAGCGAUACCAGCACUGAUUGGACAGCCCUUCACCAAUCAGAAGCUCAGUGCCCAGUGGGCACUGUUUGACUUGGAAUCAUGUUGUGCACUAUAGUCAAAUGUACUGUAAAGUGAAAAAGGGAUGUGCAAAAUAAUAAAAUCCAAGCAGAACCUGCUAAUAUAAAAGGGGAAGGGGAAUGAGCAAACUUCUCUAAAUGCGGACAAAUGUGCACAUAGCUGCUAGUGAAACUAGCUUCAAACAGGAUGCUCAUAGCUUAAUAAUAAAAGCUGUGCAAAGGCCAUGAGUGAAUGAAUCUUCUGUUUAUUUCCCUGAUACACACAUUACCUCAUUGACAAUUCAGAAGUAAAUGCAACGUAUCCUGACUCUUGGAGCUAAAAGGAGCUGAAGAAAGAAACUCUUAAACCAGCCAUAACCCAGAAAAGAAUUGUGAGGUUAUGUUCUUACUUGGUUUCAUUUUUACAAAAUGUUAACAUGAUUCUGGAAAUUAUUUCAAAGCAUUUCCCUUAGAGGGCUCCCAGCAGGUGGCAGCUCAGAUUGCUGCAGUUUUGUAAUUACAACUGGUUGUACUUAAGUUCUGGGUGCAGAGAAUAUGUUUCACUUGUUCAUUCAGCAUGUAAAUAAAAUCCUGUUGAGUUGCCAUAAUUGCAGUUCAGCUAUUUCCCAUGAUCAUCCUCCUUGCUUAUCAUUUGUCUGUCCAUGUAUACAUGAAGAAGUUGAGCAGUCGAUGUAAAUGUUGCACUCAGUGAGGUUCCUCAGUGCUGGAUCCUGUAGGAUUGUAUUUGCCCUUGUUAACAAGGUUUUUCUGUUCAGCAGCUUCAUUUUUUUUUCCUCUUUGUACAUUUAUUUUUCAAGAUUUCAAGUUUGAAUCUCCUAGUGCUUGUAAAUCCUGUAUUAAUUAAUUUUUAGAGUCAAUUUGUAGUCCCAUGUGAUUUAACCUUGUUGGACAUGUUCUUCCAUCAUAUGGAAUGAACUUGCUACUAAAUUGCGGUGCAGGCCAACGCAGUCAACAUGAUUUCAUAGCAGAGUCUGUCAGAAUCAGCAAGCUCUUGCUUUGCUAAAUGAAACCAUACAAUACACACAACUCCGUAAAUUUUGAGAUUCUAAUUUAUAAAAAUCAAUAAAAAGGUUUUGGUAAAACUUUUUCAUGCAGAUGCUGUUUACAACAAUGAACAUGCCAAUAAAACAGUUGUUCAUUCUGUUGUGUUAUGUUAGUCAUUAAACUUUUGUGGAUGAAGAAUCUAAGAACAGAUUUGUUACUUUAAUAUUUUGAAAAUAUAUUGAAUAAUUUUUCUAUGAUGAGGUAUAUAAACAGUCAGGUUCUCAUAAGUGAAAUGAAAAGUAUUCAUAUCUAACUUUGAGGGGGAUCCUGUCAGUACCCAGAAUAAGAUUCUGAACUCUUUCCUUUUAUGGAAGAUGUACUAGGAAGUAGCAUUAAAGUUGGCUGAAUGGUUUGAAUAUAGUCAUUGAUAAUUCUAUAUCUUAAAGGUCUCUUAGAAUCAACAAAGCAAAAAAUCUUUUGUAAGGUAUUUCUCUGGCUAAUUCUUCUUUGAAAACUGUACAGCUUUCAGCAGAGUCUGCACUAGUUGAAUUGGUGGUGUUCUGAAAGGAAAAAUCUGCAACAGUUGCGAGGAAAUGUCUUGUGGGGUCCUGGAUUUGAUAAGGACGACAAAUUGGUGGUGGCCAAGACCUGUUUUCUGGGAGUGUAUGGAUUGUUUCUAGGAUUUACUUCUGGCAAGCAGAGGAGGCAGAUUUGUAUUUGAAAUGGGCUUUGGGGUUUGGUUUGCUUUGGUUUGGUAUGCUUUGGUUUGCCUUAAGAGUAAAUGGCAAAUUUCUCUGCUCCUCCGUUUGUGCCUUCUGCUCUGGCUUUGUUGUUGCUCAUUGUGUAUUUAACUGCUGCUUCUCAAAUAAGCGUAUUGCAAAUACGAAGAAUAGAGAAAAUAUAUUUCAUUAUAGAAAGGAAAAAAAUAAAAGCUUUUUGCUUUUCAGUGCCUGCUAAUAGUGAAUGAAAACACAAUGUUGCACUUUAAUAAUCUCAGUAAAGGACAUGGCAAGAUUUUCAGAAUGAGUUUAUAGAGGUAGGCUACCACGUAUCCGUCCCUUGGGCCUCAGAGUCAGGUAAGCAUCCAAACUCCAGAGGCAGCACUGUGAGUCAAGUGCCUGAGCCAGGGAGGGUGGAGCCCAUGGUCUCCUGUCUCCUAAGACAGGGAGGUUGAAUGCAACGAGUUGUGACCCUACAACCUUACCUGAGGCAGUUACUAGGGUGAAAGGUGCCUUCUGGCCAAAGAAACCUGAGCUGUGGUUUCAAGACCAAGCCCUGUUUACCUGGCUUGCAUAAACCUGCUAGUUGAAGGUCUGCUUCUCAAAAAAGUUACAACAGUGAUGCUGUAAGACAAAAUAGUGCAUGAAGGAAGCUUGUUUGUUGGUUGAUCUCUUGUAAUGGAAAACAUUUUACAAUUCUGAGAAGGUGGGAUUCUAGCUAGAACAAAGAGGGAAGAGCCACUAGCUGCAGACACACUGUUGGGAGUGGUUUGUGAUACUUUAUACACAGUGGCUGAGAGCACUCCAGUCGUCCCCUGGGGGCUGAGCUAACAAGUGCACGGCAUCACCACACUGCAGUGUUGUCACUAAACCCAGAAGUGAUCUGGGAAUGUAUGGAACACAAUAAAAAUCAUUUGUUCUGGUCA